This is a messenger RNA of Microthlaspi erraticum, 801 nucleotides long. The record is from the annotation of a GenBank genome assembly. NCBI's taxonomy places the organism in Eukaryota, Viridiplantae, Streptophyta, Magnoliopsida, Brassicales, Brassicaceae.
AUGUACCAAGAGCACUAUGAUGCUCUCUUCUCCAUGGACUUCAUGGACACCAAGUACCCACAUGUUGACACCAUGAAGGCCCUUGGAAUCUUUGAGAUGUGGAGUUGGUCCUCAAGAACAUGCACUUGGCCAAGCUCUUCUCUACCACAUGGAAUCCUACAAGGAGCUCACUUGCGAGUUCCUAGCUUCAAUGAGGGAGAGAAGAGAAUGGUGACCUUUAGGCAGCUGGAGAUCUUGUUUGGGUUCAACUAUGGAGAGGGAACCAAGUGGAACUUCAAGGAAAAGGAACUCCAAAGGGUUUGGGCUACAAUCGCUGAUGGAGUGUACUCUUCCUCAAGGUCCAAGGCAGCUCAGAUCAGGAGCCCAGUCUUGAGAUAUCUCCUCACCUACAAGAUCACAGCUUACAACACUAGGCACCAAAGAGGAAGAAAGCUUAGUGUUGGAGGGCUCAUCACACCUAUCUUGUGUGCUGCUGGAGUAAACCCAACUGAUAGAGAGCUACUGAACCAGGUUGGAUGGACAUCAAGUUUUGCAAGACCAACCUCCUCAUUGAGCACAAGGAGUUGGAUGGGAGGUUCCAAUUCAAGUUCACACAUCCAUUGGCUGGACCCUCCAAGCUUUCUCCUGCCCAACCCAGAGCUCACCACAGUUGUAAGGGGUGAGAACAUUGACUUCAGACCCCCUGUGUACACAUUAGUUGGGCAUGAGGAUGAUUGCGAGAAGAGGAGCCUGAGCUCGAUCGAGCUGAGUCGAGCUGAUCGAGCUGAGGAUCGAGCUGAAAUCAGGUCCAGGGAGCGCUGA